AUGCUGCUAAUGAAAAUGGUGCCUGUGGUGCCUGCGGUGGUGGUGGUGGUGGUGGCGGUGGUGCUGGUGCUCGGGGAAGAUGCUGGCGGCGGCGGUAUGACGCAACUGGCCAUGGAGGUCGGCGGUGCUACCAAACUUCGUGGUGACGUGGCUGUCCUCGAACCCUUGAAAAGAAAACGGAGGACUCCUAUUUUCAAUCUCUUUAGGCGGAAUCGAUCCCGGGGCAAGGGGAAAGGUAAGGGUAGGCCAAGUACGUCCUAUGGAGCCCCUCCUAGCACAUCCUACGGACCACCACCAAAGGCUCCUAGCCCAUCCUACGGACCACCACCAAAGGCUUCUAGCUCAUCCUACGGACCACCACCAAAGGCUUCUAGUCCAUCUUACGGACCACCACCAAAGGCUUCUAGCCCAUCCUACGGACCACCACCAAAGGCUCUAAGUUCAUCCUACGGUGCGCCCCCAGCUGCCCCAAGCACAUCCUACGGAGCACCUCCUGCAGCUCCAAGCUCAUCCUACGGAGCACCUGUAGCUCCAAGUCCAUCCUACGGAGCACCUCCAAGUCAAUCCUACGGAGCUCCUCCAAGUCAAUCCUACGGAGCACCCUCUGCUGCCCCUAGCCAAUCCUACGGAGCACCUCCAAGUCAAUCCUACGGAGCACCCUCUCCUGCCCCUAGCCAAUCCUACGGAGCUCCUCCAAGUCAAUCCUACGGAGCACCCUCUCCUGCCCCUAGCCAAUCCUACGGAGCACCCGCUCCUGCUCCAAGCCAAUCCUAUGGAGCACCGGCAAACCCACCAAGUAGUUCCUACGGUGCUCCUUGA
Messenger RNA from Procambarus clarkii (red swamp crayfish), 819 nucleotides. Its product is annotated as pro-resilin-like. NCBI's taxonomy places the organism in Eukaryota, Metazoa, Arthropoda, Malacostraca, Decapoda, Cambaridae. The record is from RefSeq and is a predicted model, not a curated record.